AUGCAUCUUAUCAGCAAAAUUCUUUAUGUCUGCGUCGCUUUACACGUCGCCUUUCAGGGCGCGUCCGGCGCAAUUCUCCGGGGACGAACCAGCGAUGCCGAUUCUAACCAGCUUUCAGCAAGUGAUUUUCAAACUCUGAGCCAGGCCGCGGAGGAUCUGAACAGUCAGCUGGACAACUUUUUGAGAAACUGGAGCGGUGGUCACCGUAAACCCGAAACCGAGGAAACCACAACCAUUGUCAAGCGGCAAACCAGUGGCCUCUCGAUAUCUGCGCAAGACCUUCAAGAUCUUUUGAAGCUCAUCCAGUCCAUCGAGCGGCAGUUGGCGGCGAUCAUCUCUGGCAGCACCACGGCAAGCGGGACGGUGGCACCGGCUCCGUCAAACACUGUCAACAACCCUGGGCCGGUUGCUUCUUCGUCACCUGCCAAUCCAGGUGUAAGUUCUCCUACCCCCAACCCCGUUCUAACGAACACAGGAAAUGGCGGGCCGCUCACCACGGCAUACGGGACGUCCGUCUCGACCGGGACGAGAUGCGUAACGACCAUCACUCAGACCUUUACCGAGUAUGUCAAUGAGGACGGAACGACAGCCGUGCCUGGGGCUCGCCGAUCAGUCGUGGACGACGUCGAGGUGGAUGCCGAAGAGGACGAUGAGCCUUGGGUAACUGCCACCGUACCUCGGGACACUGAAGAAGACGAUGAGUGGGAGCCCUGGGUCCAGUUCGACGGGACUACCACCGAGGAUGACGAGUCCGAUGUGGGCUUCACGACGCGCGAUUCCUGGACGGAGCUGGGUGUUAAGCGUCGUGAUCCGCUGGGGGAGACCAGUGGCCCUGGGCUCCUCUUCGUUCGCGACGAGGAGGGAAUUUGA
This is a messenger RNA of Colletotrichum tamarilloi, 870 nucleotides long. RefSeq lists its product as uncharacterized. The coding region runs from base 1 to 870 and encodes 289 amino acids. The transcript has a single exon. The record is from RefSeq and is a predicted model, not a curated record. NCBI's taxonomy places the organism in Eukaryota, Fungi, Ascomycota, Sordariomycetes, Glomerellales, Glomerellaceae.